UUCGAAAACUUGUUCAGAAGUUUGUUUUUAAUGAGCUAGAGUUUCAUAUAUCAAGUGAAAUACGUGUAUUCGUCGAGUGGCUAGUACAAUGUCGAGGAAAAAGAGGAAUUUAACGGAUAAAACCGUCGCUUCUUUGUUGAAUGAUGCAUCGGCGUGCGGUAUGGACGUGCAUGGCUUGACCGAACACUUGGCUGACUACUUCGCGAACCCGACCGAGCCCCUGGCCGCGGGCGAGAGAGGAACUCCUUCUUCUCCUAGGCCUAGCUCCGACUCUGAAUCUGAGUCUGAUGAGUUCGAGGAGGCAGGUCCAGGACCAGCAGAGCCUUGUGAAAGCCGCGAUGAAAGCGGCGAUGAAAGCGAUUGGGUCGAUGAGGCAGAGGAGCCUAUGGAUUUGUCAAGUGACAAUGAAAGCGUCAUACGGAGACCGGGUCCUGUCAUUGAUGACGUGGAGGAGGAGGCGGCAGCGGCUACAAAUCUGGCCCAACAAAUAGAUCUUGAUCUGGAACCGCUGAAGGAUCGCGUGAAUAAAUGCAACUGCCGUAUCUUCAAUGGAAGACGCUGUAUAGAACAAUUCUCUGUAGCCGAACAAGAGUCCAUAAGAUAUUCAACCAAAGAGCUCACGGAGUUCGAAAAGGAUUUACUUCUCCUGGGUAUCAUUUCGUCUUCCAUCAAUGAUGGAAAUAUGACCCAGGGGAAGAAAUCUAAGCCAAUGGAGAGGAAAAACACAAGGAUGCGGAAUUUUUGCUAUGGGCAGAAACGGAUCUGUAGAUAUACGUUUUUCUACUUGAUGGAGAUUGGGCCACAGAAGUUUACGAAUCUCAAGAAGUGGUAUGCCAGCAAUGGACUCAUCCCAAGGAGAAAGAAGUCAGGAGGACGGAGAGGCAAGAAACUUCUCAAGCUAGAGCAGGUAGAGGCGGUCGUCAAAUUUAUUUUGAAUUUCACCGCAGAACACUGCAUUCACCUACCAGGCAGGAUACCAGGGUUCAAAUCGGCUGAUGUGAAACUGCUGCCGUCCUACGUCACCAAGGCGCAUCUGUGGAGGAUCUACAGAGAUGCUGCUCCAGAGCAUGGACCCGUAGCUGAGUCUACCUUCCGAAAGCUGUGGAGCGACCUUCUCUCCUAUGUGGUUGUUGCCAAGCCGGCCACGGAUCUCUGCUGGACAUGUCAGCAGAACAACAACCUUAUCACCAGACAGGUCAAUGUUCCUGAUGAAGAGAAGACAGAGGCACUCAGGAGGCAGGAGGAGCAUCUUCUGGAGGCCCAGAGAGAGCGGGAUGCCUACAGGACAGCCUGUCAAGCCUCAAAGGCAGUCGCGAGAGAGCAUUCUAUCAAGAAGCUAGGGAAAAAUGCUGCGAACUCCAAGCCUGUAGUUUUUCAUUACAGCUUCGACUUUGCACAGCAAGUGCAUUAUCCAGCUGACCCCCAACAACCUGGCCCUUCGUAUUUCCGUACACAAAGAAAGUGCCACAUCUUUGGCAUGGCUGCAGAGGGUCUGCCUGCUCAAGUUAAUUACCUUGCAGAUGAGGGCGUCAGCUGUGGUAAAGGAGCCAAUGUUGUUGUAAGCUACAUCCACCAUUUUCUGGAAAACUACGGGAUUGGAGAACAACAUGUGCACUUCAAUGCUGAUAACUGUGCUGGACAGAAUAAGAAUAACACCAUGCUCCAAUAUCUCUGUUGGCGUGUGGAGAGUAAUCUCCACAAAUCUGUCUCAAUUUCAUUUUUGCCAGUGGGACAUACUAAAUUCGCCCCUGACUGGUGCUUUGGCCUCCUCAAACAAAGGUACCGCAAGACCAAAGUCUCCUGCCUCCAGGACAUAGUUAAUGUUGUAGAUUCUUCUACGGUGUCAGGGGUCAAUAUUCCACAGCUCGUUGGAAAUGAGAAGGGGGAUGUGUUUGUGAAGGUGUACGACUGGUCCAACCAUCUUGGCAAACACUUCAAACGAUUUCCUCGUAUAACAUUCGCCAGACACUUCAGAGUUACUGAAGAUCAUCCUGGUAGAGUGUUUUACAAGGAAAAGUCUGACAGUGCUGAAGAGAUGUUUGACCUUGCUCGCUCGUCACCUCCACCAACACUUCCUCCACUCAUCCAACCUGCAGGACUUGAUGCCAGUCGCAGGAAAUAUUUGUAUGAGCAGAUCAGAGAGUUCUGUACGCCAGAGACUAGGGACUUGGUAUGUCCAGCACCAGAGUAGCUUGGGUCAAACCAUAAACUUUAGGUACUUAAAUUCCUCUAGGACGUAUUCAGCAUUGAAGUGUACAAAGUAUUUUUUCUGUCUACAUGUAAUAAGUAGCAGUCACUUUGUCCACUAUAGUUUCUGCCAUUUCAGUUCAGCAAUAUAAUAGCUUGGGUCAAACCAUAAACUUUAGGUACUUAAAUUCCUCCAGGACGUAUUCAGCAUUGAAGUGUACAAAGUAUUUUUUCUGUCUACAUGUAAUAAGUAGCAGUCACUUUGUCCACUAUAGUUUCUGCCAUUUCAGUUCAGCAAUAUAAUAGUUCCAUGUGUUCAUUUAUUCUAAGCUUGAUGCAUAUCAGCACUUAACAUCAGCACUAAAUUAUCGGUGUUUGGCCACUGCCAUAUGUUUCUAUUUGUAAAGGUUUUUGUUAGAUUGACAUUAACAAUGUCUAUCCUAUGUACAUACUAUUGAUCUCUUCGGCUGUGAAUUUUGUAUGAAACGAGAUAACUCAAAAGAUUCAAAACUGUACAUCAUUAAUUCUUGGGCACUAAUGCAUAAUAGUUCAUGAUUAGUGUAGUCACUAGUCAGAUUGCAUUUUUUAUGGGAUUCGUUAUUGUUUUUUCUUUACGUUGAUAAUGAAAGAAUAUAAUUAUUUUAUAUCUGAUACUGAUUGACUGAAAUUGAUAUUUUUGCAUUAUUAAUCUCUAUCUCAAGAAGACAAUAGUUCUGUCAAAUUGUCUCAACUGUUACUUUAUUGUACAUUCCUUAAUGUACCAGGAUAUUUUUUACAAUACAUGUAUUAUAGGUUAUCUGUUGUCGAGUGACUUAUAAGUUUUUUUGUUUUUUUUUAAAUCUCAAAUAGCCUUGAUUAAGACUAAUGCUUUUUAUCAUAGCUUUUAUUAAAUAUGACAAAAUAUAAAUCAUUUUGAACUCGCUUCUUGUGUUCCAGUAAUUAUCAUUUAAAAAACAGAUUCUGUCGGGUUUCAAGUUCAACGCAAUUUGUUAUUUCACUUUAUUGCAAUCUUUUUUUUAAUAUAUUUAAAAAAAAAAAAAAUCAUUUUUAUUACAUCUGGUUUUGUAAUAGGCCUAUUAUUAAGCAUAAAUUUUAAGAAAAUGCAUUAUUACAUUUUAUUAUUGCAACAUUGAUGUAACCUGCUAUUAUUUUGUGUACGAGAACAAUUUUGUACUGAUGAAACAUAAUAAACCGUGGAAUCGUUUUCCCAGCAACUUUGCCUAGUAUAACAAAAA
Messenger RNA from Strongylocentrotus purpuratus (purple sea urchin), 3422 nucleotides. RefSeq lists its product as uncharacterized. The transcript has 5 exons. Lineage: Eukaryota; Metazoa; Echinodermata; Echinoidea; Camarodonta; Strongylocentrotidae. The record is from RefSeq and is a predicted model, not a curated record. Bases 89 to 2191 code for a protein of 700 amino acids.